Messenger RNA from Danaus plexippus (monarch butterfly), 3742 nucleotides. RefSeq names its product DNA-binding protein Ewg (gene ewg). The record is from RefSeq and is a predicted model, not a curated record. Gene Ontology annotation, cellular component: nucleus. Bases 188 to 1669 code for a protein of 493 amino acids. Gene Ontology annotation, biological process: regulation of transcription by RNA polymerase II. Gene Ontology annotation, molecular function: RNA polymerase II cis-regulatory region sequence-specific DNA binding; DNA-binding transcription factor activity, RNA polymerase II-specific. Lineage: Eukaryota; Metazoa; Arthropoda; Insecta; Lepidoptera; Nymphalidae. The transcript is spliced from 13 exons.
CUGCAGCGCUCCGUACAUUUUAUGAAUCUAGUGUUCAGCUGAGUGAAAGAGUCUUAGAAAGUGUUGUUUUUGUCUGAUUACAUCACCGAAAACUUGAAGAGCUUCCAAUAGGAGUGCAAAAUGUCUUUCAAAUCACGCAGGUAAAAAGUAAGUGAACCCAGGACAUAGCUGAACUAAGGUGAAGGGUAUGGCUCUGGACAGUCAGGGGGACUCCGACUACGGCAACAUGAACUCAGCAGUGAGCACGGAGUCCAUGGACAUGGCAGAGGAGGAGAUGUCACAGGUGGAGGGUUGUGGUCUGAGCGCCUCCGAGGAUGAGGACGAGUGUGCCUCGUCUCCGGCCGGCUCGGCCUACGACGACGCCGGUGACGUCAUCAAGAGCGCCAUGAGCGACGAGGUCACCAAGCAGCUAGCGGCCGCAGGCCCAGUAGGCAUGGCGGCGGCGGCUGCGAUCGCCUCCUCCAAGAAACGCAAGAGACCGCAUUCAUUCGAAACAAACCCCUCCGUGAGGAAGAGACACCAGAACAGACUACUUAGAAAGCUUAGACAAACGAUCGAGGAGUUCGCGACCCGCGUGGGUCAGCAGGCGGUGGUGCUGGUGGCGACCCCCGGCAAGCCGAACACCUCCUACAGGGUGUUCGGAGCCAAGCCGCUGGAGGACGUUGUGCGGAACCUGCGCUGUAUGAUCAUGGAGGAACUCGAGAACGCGCUGGCGCAGCAGUUCGGGCUGGGCGGGUGCGCGCAGGCGCCGCCGCCGCCGCAGGACGACCCGUCGCUGUUCGAGCUGCCGCCUCUCAUCAUAGACGGCAUCCCCACUCCCGUGGAGAAGAUGACGCAGGCGCAGCUGCGGGCCUUCAUACCGCUCAUGCUCAAGUACUCCAUGGUACGCGGUAAGCCGGGUUGGGGCCGGGAGUCGACGCGGCCGCCCUGGUGGCCCAAAGACCUGCCCUGGGCCAACGUGAGGAUGGACGCGCGCUCUGAGGACGAGAAACAGAAGAUGUCGUGGACGCACGCCCUGCGGCAGAUCGUGAUCAACUGUUACAAGUAUCACGGGCGAGAGGACCUGCUGCCCGCCUUCACCGAGGACGAGGACGACAAGCAGGCGCCGCAGACUAUGUCGCAGUACGCGCCGGCCAUGCUGCAGACGAUCACCAACCCUGACGGGACGGUGUCUCUCAUACAGGUGGAUCCCAACAGUCCCAUCAUCACCUUACCUGAUGGUACCACCGCACAAGUGAUCCACAGCGGUUCUGAGGGAGCUGCGAGUGUGGUGCAGGCUCUGGAGGGCGAAGGCGCGGUCGCCGUAGACCUCAACGCUGUGGCAGAGGCCACGCUCAACCACGACGGACAGAUCAUACUCACCGGGGAGGACGGACACGGCUACCCGGUGUCGGUGUCGGGUGUGAUCACCGUGCCCGUGUCAGCAUCAGUGUACCAGUCUAUGGUGGCCUCUAUGCAGCAGCAGGACGGCGUCUGCGUCACUCCACUAGUACAGGUGGAGCAGGGCGGCGAGACGCUGGAGGCGCUCUCGAUGGGUGGAGGGGUAGCCCAGGUGGUACUACAGGGGGGGGAACAGGUGUUGCAGGUGUUGAGCCUCAAGGACGCCUCCGUACUCACCAAGGCCAUGCAAGUGAAGUCCGAGCGUGACGCGGUGGUGGCGGACUCCUAGCUGCUAACGCUGGUGGCCCACGACCACCAACAGCAACAACAACUGAUGGAGCAAGACGAACAGGAGAUGGAGCAACAAGACGAGGAGACGUAGCUCACGACGGAACGGACGAGCAGUGUUGUGUAGGACUAUUGAUGUAGUUCAAGUGGACUACACUAUGACGAAUAUAUGAACUAAACUAAACUAACACUUUAUGAAGUAUAGAAAAUCAAUGUCGAAUGUUCUAUACACACAUACUGAAAAGUAUUUUAAUCUUUGACACGAUACCUACAUUAAGGCAUCGUUAAAGGCACAUUUUCAUUGGUCGAUAAGUCGGUAGUUAGCCCGAUUGCGGGGAGUACCCGCAUGCGAGCUAACAACCAAUGAAAUCCACUGGUCGAUAACUCGGUCGAUUAAACGUGUGCGGGUGAUAUCCGCAUUCCGGAAUAACGGAAUUCGCAUGCGUUAUAGAAAUUACCCGCACCCCGUAUGCGGGCUCUGACGACCAGUGAAAAUGAUAAACUCUUUGCGGGCCCUAUGGCAUGCGUUACAGAAAUCUCCCGCACCCCGAAUGCGGGCCUUAUCGACCAAUGAAAAUGCGCCCUAACUCUAAAUAUGGAGCAGUGUUUGACAAGAACAUUUUAAUAUGUCGCCCGUAAUGUCACACGUGACACGUCUGGAUGUCACUAGUUUAAAUGUCGACCGUUUUACAGGCGCACUAGUGACGCAGCGUUGUUAUAGAAUAAUUAUGAACCCCGUGUCUCGGGUAGUUGUAGUAUUAAGUUGUUCUACCAUAGCUAAAUGUAUGGCUUAACUGUUGGUAAUGUAGCGAUCAUUGAAAUAUAAUAUUCGAAAAAAAUAACCGAAAGCCACGAGUUCUGAACUCACAUCAUCAUACACUAGUCAGUGUAAAUAUCGCCAUUUACAAGCUAUUCGAUGAUAUUGUAAACUAAAAUAUACAAAAGUGUUUAAUUAAUUAUAACUAUUAACAUCCGGUUUCUGAACGUAAGUUAUAUUAUAUUAGCGAAGGUGUAAUUUAUGAGUGAGAAUUCGCACUGACAGUGACAUUAUUUUCUAUGACACUUUCGUCUGUACUUUACUACUGCGACAUGUCGUUGCGGUCACUGGCAGUGUGUUGUGUUUGAAGUGUUCUUUCCGAUGUAUUUUGAAGUCAUUAGUAGUAUUCAUAAUAUUGAUGAAUCUGCGAGAGCCGUGAGAUGGAACUAACUUAUCGUUCAUUUCUUAGAUGUAAUUCUAUAAUCGGCUACAUUAAUACUUUGCAAUUAAUAUUUAUUUUUUGAUCCUUAGGUUUGUGCAAUAUUUUUACGAAGACGUAUCGCGUUUAUUUCUAUUUAUUUGCUGGUCCCAGCGUUUUUAUUUCCUAUUUAAAGUUAGUGCAUAUAACAAUGCACACGUGACAUUCCUUUGAACAGUUUUAUUUAAGAUUAUUGUUAAGUGAUUUGUUGUUUAAUUUAUUUAGUUAUUGUUUGUUAGUAAAGUUAACUCUAGUCUACCGCCAGUCAUUAGAGAAACUAUCUAGUCUACUAAACAUGUACAAAUCUUUAUAAUAAUUGAAUUCUGUAAUAUACUUAUCUGUAUGAAUUAGUAUUGUGGAUGUAUGGGGAGUUCUAGGAAGGGAAGUGCUCAGGGUGUCGACUCCGCUGUUGAUGUUAUAUGUGGUUAUCUACUGUUAGCUAUAUCGAACUAAGCUUGCAGGAGUAGAAGUUCCAUGUGAAUAAACCUAUACUGUGAGGUUUAAAAGUCAACUAAUUUAAAUUUUACCAACCAUUAUAGUCAAAGUAGCUUAAGAUAGAAGUCAUAGAAGAGUACAAAGCUGUAUGUAUACUUUAAAUGUAAAUUAUUUAAUUUAUUUUAAAAGACAGUGGAAUUUAUCCAAUGUUUUUGUUUCUUAUUUGCAAAUUUUAUUUAUUUAUUAUUUUUCUUUUAGAAACCAAAGAACGAUUGUGUUUUGUCCUUAUUAUAAGUAAUGAGUAAAGCACAAUUUUGUUGUUAAGUACAAUGAUUUGUGGAUGUAAAUAAAUGGUAUGACUGUGUGAAUAUUGCAAUCAUUAAAAAUAAAAGUAUUUACGUACA